GAAACUAUUCAGCGGGAGCAACGGUACGUGAGACCACACAGUUGGCUGGAGCCCCUCUAUGACCAAAGGACAGAAGGACAAACAAGAUGUAUUGUGAGAGGUUUAUAUGUAUCCUGAGAAUACUUGGAACCACACUCUUCGGGGUGUCCCUCCUGCUGGGAAUCACCGCUGCUUACAUUGUGGGCUACCAGUUCAUCCAAACAGACAAUUACUACUUCUCCUUUGGACUCUAUGGUGCUAUCCUGGCAUCACAUCUCAUCAUCCAAAGCCUGUUUGCCUACCUAGAGCACAGGAAAAUGAAACGGUCGCUAGAGACUCCAAUCAAACUGAACAAAACAGUUGCCCUUUGUAUUGCUGCCUAUCAAGAAGAUCCUGACUACUUAAGAAAAUGUUUACUUUCUGUAAAAAGAUUGACCUACCCUGGAAUUAAAGUUGUUAUGGUCAUUGAUGGGAACUCAGAAGAUGACGUUUACAUGAUGGACAUUUUCACUGAAAUCAUGGGUAGGGACAGUUGUGCCACUUAUAUCUGGAGUAAUAACUUCCAUGACAAAGGUCCGGGUGAGACAGAGGAGUCUCACAGAGAGAGCAUGCAACACGUAUCUCAGCUGGUCCUGUCCAACAAAAGUGUUUGCAUCAUGCAGAAAUGGGGUGGAAAAAGAGAAGUAAUGUACACAGCAUUCAAAGCACUGGGGAGAAGUGUGGAUUAUGUACAGGUCUGUGAUUCAGAUACAAUGCUUGAUCCAGCCUCAUCAGUGGAGAUGGUGAAAGUUUUAGAAGAAGAUCCAAUGGUUGGAGGAGUUGGAGGUGAUGUACAGAUUUUGAACAAAUAUGAUUCCUGGAUCUCCUUUCUGAGCAGUGUGAGAUACUGGAUGGCAUUCAACAUCGAAAGAGCCUGUCAGUCCUACUUUGGCUGUGUACAGUGCAUCAGUGGACCUCUGGGAAUGUACAGAAACUCUUUACUCCAUGAAUUUGUGGAAGAUUGGUACAAUCAGGAGUUUAUGGGCUCCCAGUGCAGCUUUGGAGAUGACAGGCAUCUAACUAACAGAGUGCUAAGUCUGGGCUAUGCAACAAAAUACACAGCUAGAUCCAAGUGCCUCACGGAAACACCGAUAGAGUAUCUCAGGUGGCUGAAUCAGCAGACCCGCUGGAGUAAAUCCUACUUUAGAGAGUGGCUUUACAAUGCCAUGUGGUUCCACAAGCACCAUUUGUGGAUGACCUACGAAGCUGUAAUCACUGGAUUCUUUCCUUUCUUCCUUAUCGCCACAGUCAUUCAGCUCUUCUACAGGGGAAAAAUCUGGAACAUCCUCCUCUUCCUGUUGACAGUUCAGUUAGUUGGCCUGAUAAAGUCUUCCUUUGCCAGCUUCCUUAGGGGCAACAUUGUCAUGGUUUUCAUGUCACUCUACUCAGUGUUGUACAUGUCAAGUUUACUGCCAGCAAAGAUGUUUGCAAUUGCCACGAUAAACAAAGCAGGGUGGGGCACAUCAGGAAGGAAAACCAUUGUAGUUAAUUUUAUAGGACUCAUUCCAGUCUCCAUUUGGUUUACAAUCCUCCUAGGUGGCGUAAUUUUCACUAUUUACAAGGAAUCAAAAAAGCCAUUUUCUGAGUCAAAACAGACAGUUCUCAUCAUUGGCACAAUACUCUAUGCAUGUUACUGGGUUUUGCUUUUGACUUUGUACAUGGUUCUUAUCAACAAAUGUGGCAGGCGGAAGAAAGAGCAACAACACUACGACAUGGUGCUAGACGUAUGAUGUUUCCGUGGGAAGUUACCCAGAGUUGUAAAGCAACCCAACGACCUUGUAGUAUCUGUGGCAUCAGACAUAUGUUGCCAAGGGAAAUGGAUCACUGCUGCUGGGAAUAGGACACUUAUAUUCCUCUGGGUUCAUUUUCAUCCUGCCAAAGUAAGGAGAACAAAAAAAAAAGAAAAAAAAAGAAAAAGAAAAAAAAGCAAAAAAAAAUUUUUUUUUGUUUCCAAGGGGAAGGACACAAACCACACAGUUACGACCUGUUCACAAGAAAAGGGGAGAACUUCUGUGUUUAUGCACUUUUUUUUAUUGUGCAUAUGCCUGACAGUGUUAUGUUCUAUAUACCUCACUGGUCAUGCUUAUGUGUGUGGACAGAAAGAAAGGGAGUUUGGAGAAUCAAGAAAAGGACUGUACAACCCCUUGCAACCUAAUUUAUAAACUUAUCUUUUUUUAUAGUUCUGUUUAUAGGAAGGGUCUUUUGUUUUAGGCUGCCAAAUGUAAUGCCAAAGGUAAAUUUUAAGAGGCCAUUGGCUGAGCUGUAUUUUUAUAUUAUUGUAUUAUUUGUGUGUGUGUAUUUUUAAGCCAACUUUUUUUU
Catharus ustulatus (Swainson's thrush) is the source of this 2337-nucleotide messenger RNA. RefSeq names its product hyaluronan synthase 2 (gene HAS2). Gene Ontology annotation, biological process: extracellular matrix assembly; hyaluronan biosynthetic process. Gene Ontology annotation, molecular function: hyaluronan synthase activity. Bases 87 to 1748 code for a protein of 553 amino acids. The transcript is spliced from 4 exons. Lineage: Eukaryota; Metazoa; Chordata; Aves; Passeriformes; Turdidae. The record is from RefSeq and is a predicted model, not a curated record.